Molecule: messenger RNA, 1136 nt
Organism: Pygocentrus nattereri (red-bellied piranha)
Lineage: Eukaryota; Metazoa; Chordata; Actinopteri; Characiformes; Serrasalmidae
Gene: ccdc166
Product: coiled-coil domain containing 166
Exons: 7
Coding region: 148-987 (279 amino acids)
Source: RefSeq, a predicted model, not a curated record
GGAAACGAGCUACAGAGUGAGUUAGCAGCGCGGACAGACGACAAGAUAAAAUAACAGCAGGCUAUCUGCCUCUGCUCUGAUCACUGGCUUUGAUUAGCACCUUAGUUCACUGACUUCUGAUCUCUCCGCCUCAGUCACUGCCUCAGAAUGGCUCUGCAGAGGACAGACCAGCAGGAGAGCUCAGAAGCAGACAGACACCUCCAGACGGAGUACGACACACUGACUGAAACACUGAACCUGCUGAAGAGGAGAGCAGAACAGCUACGGAGAGAUAAUGAGUUUCUUCAGAACGAGGCCUACCAAACACGCAUGGAGAGUCAAGAGUACAUGUCACACAUGUCGAAGCGGACACAGAAGCGCCAGAGUGCAAUUGUUGCUCUGAGUGAUCAGAGUCAAAAGGAGCUAGAAGAGCUGAGAAGACAGACAGAGGAGACACAGGAGAAACACAAGGAACAGGCCAACGCGCUGAAGAAGGAGAUUUUGGAGAAGGAGAAAGAGUUGGCUCUGCUGAAUCUUGAGAUAGCCGAGCUCCAAGAGUUUAAGAGUCUGCAGCAGGGGCAGCUGGACCACAUCGCUGAGCUGGAGCGGGAGGUAGCGGCCACGCACCUCCGUCACUCUGAGUCUCUGCAGGCUAUGAAGGCUGCAUUUCUUAGAGAGAGAAAGCACUUUGAGGCACAGGCCAAACAGAAGGUGCAGACACUCACUCUUGCAGGGAACAGGGAGGCACCACGCUGUCUGCUCUUUCACACGCAGGAAGUGUCUCAGGAGAACCAGCAACUGCGUGAGGAGCUGCAGCAGCUGAUUCAAAGAGCUCAUGCUCUACACAGCCACCAGGAGCUGCUGCGAACACAGCAGAGGCAGCUACUGCUGGAGAGAGAGUACAUGCAGGAGCUCCAUCUCCUGCGCUUCCCUAAACACUCAGACUCCACACCAAAAGGGGGCACCAGUACUGACAGCACCAACACAGGCACAGAUGCUACCAGCUGAAAUGGAGGUGACAUACGUGGGAGAUGAAGCUUAAUGAUAGGAUCUUCUUAGUGACCCACAUUUUCUGUUCAUGCAACUAAACUACUAUUAUGCCUACUAUUAGUGAUCCCACUGUCCUUCAAACACUGAAUUUUAAUUAAAUUGACAUU